This is a messenger RNA of Paramecium octaurelia, 1337 nucleotides long. Lineage: Eukaryota; Ciliophora; Oligohymenophorea; Peniculida; Parameciidae. The record is from the annotation of a GenBank genome assembly.
AUGGGAAAUUGUUAGCAGUGUAAUGAUUCCGCCCAAAAUAAGACACAAGAGAUAUUGACUAUAAGGUCAACAAAGAGUAAACAAAAAAUUGAAAAGAAGUUAGACAAAUAAGAAUCAAAAGGACUGAUUAAAAUACAAGCGUAUUUCAGAGGCUAUUUAAUUAGAAAGUAUAAUCUUAAUUUCACUUAGAAAAUUUCAUUCUAAAUUAUCUAGAUCAACCGCUCAAAAACAAAGUUCUUCAAUUUUAGAUUAAAAGAGUUCUCAUAAUGGUUUGAUUAUAGAGAAAACUUCAUAAAUUAAAAAGAAUACUAUUUAAAUACAAUAAUCCUUGAAAAGAUUGUCUCAAAAAUAGGAUGAUAAGCAAGAAAGCAAUGUAAAAUAGUUUUGCAAUGCAGAUAUUACUUUACACAUAAAUAGGGACAUUAAAGAUGAUGCUAGUUCCUUUUCAGAAAUUAGCAGACCUCCAAGUACUCCUAUAGCGAUAUCUACAGAAAUGAAUGGGUUAUGUUACAUACCGUUACAAAAAAAAGACUAAUUAUUAGUCGUAAACAAGUAAUAGCAGAAAUGCCCUUGCAUCUAACUCUAAAAUGGAUGUUUUUAUGAGGGUUAAUGGAAGAAUGGAAUGAUGCAUGGUUUUGGUAAGUAUAUUUUAUCUGAAAAUUCAUUCUACAUAGGAGAUUUGUUUGAAAAUAAACCAAAUGGUUAAGGCACAUUUUAACAUUCUAAUGGAGAUUUAUUUUUAGGUACUUGGGUUGAUGGACAGGUUUAAGGCAAGGGAAAGUAUACAUUCUCUAAUUACACGUAUUAUGAUGGCGAAUGGUAAAAUGAUCUACCAAAUGGACAUGGAAUAUAAACGUAUUCUGGGGGUUGGACAUAUGAAGGUAAAUUUGAAGUGUAUUCCAAGGCUAGGAAGUUUUAUAGAUGGAUUUAAAAGUGGGUUGGGCAAAUUGGUAUAUCCAGAUGGAUCUAUAUAUUAAGGAAGAUUUGAAAAUGAUUUGAUUUCAGGAUUUGGAACUUUAAUCUUCUUUGAUGGAAGAAUAUACACUGGAGAAUGGAAAAAUGGCUUUAAAAAUGGUAAAGGAGUCUUCGAAUGGCCAGAUGGAAGAAAAUAUGAUGGCCAAUAUGUGAAUGAUUUGAGAGAAGGAUAUGGUGUUUUAAUAUGGCCUAAUAGUUAAUAAUAUUUGGGAUUUUGGAAAGCAGGACUUUAACAUGGAAAUGGAUAAAUUAUAAAAUCUAAUGGAAAUAUUUUUAAAGGUUAAUGGAUUAAUGGAAAAAUUGCUAAUAAAAAAUUAGGAGCCAAUACUCCAGCGAAAGUAGUUAAGCUCACUAAUCAUUGA